Messenger RNA from Balaenoptera acutorostrata (minke whale), 3115 nucleotides. It is a transcript of the gene HELLS, whose product is annotated as helicase, lymphoid specific. Bases 139 to 2652 code for a protein of 837 amino acids. Gene Ontology annotation, biological process: pericentric heterochromatin formation; DNA methylation-dependent constitutive heterochromatin formation; lymphocyte proliferation. NCBI's taxonomy places the organism in Eukaryota, Metazoa, Chordata, Mammalia, Artiodactyla, Balaenopteridae. Gene Ontology annotation, molecular function: ATP binding; chromatin binding; ATP-dependent chromatin remodeler activity. Gene Ontology annotation, cellular component: pericentric heterochromatin; nucleus. The transcript is spliced from 22 exons. The record is from RefSeq and is a predicted model, not a curated record.
GCGAAGGAGAAGCGCGCGUUUUUCUCUGGCUGGACACCUGGUCGGGAGACUGGGACCGGCAAGCGGCUGGGAGGUUUUAGCGCGCGGCGUUGCAGGCGCUGUGCGGAGGGCACCCGGUUCCGGAUUGUGUGUCCAGCCAUGCCGGCGCAGCGCCCCGCGAGCAGCGGCGGGUCCGUAGCUCCAGAUAUGGUUGAACAGCCGGAGACUGCCGUGAUUACCCCAGCCAUGGUAGAGGAGGAAGAACAGCUUGAAGCUGCUGGGCUAGAGAGAGAGAGGAAGAUGCUAGAAAAGGCUCGCAUGUCUUGGGAUAGAGAGUCCAUGGACAUUCGAUAUCGUAGACUUCAGCAUUUGCUUGAAAAAAGCAAUAUUUACUCCAAAUUUUUAUUGACUAAAAUGGAACAGCAGCAAUUAGAGGAACAGAAGAAGAAAGAGAAAUUGGAGAGAAAAAAGGAAUCUUUAAAAGUUACUAAGGGUAAAAAUUCCAUUGAUGCAAGUGAGGAGAAUGCAGUUAUGAGAAAGAAAAGAGGAAGAGAAGAUGAAUCAUACAAUAUUUCAGAGGUCAUGUCAAAAGAGGAAAUUUUGUCUGUGGCUAAGAAAAGUAAAAAGGAGAAUGAGGAUGAAAGCUCCUCUUCUAAUCUCUGUGUAGAAGAUCUUCAGAAAAAUAAAGAUUCAAAUAGUAAAAUUAAAGAUAGAUUAUCUCAAACAGUUAGGCAAAAUACUAAAUUCUUUUUUGACCCAGUUCGGAAAUGUAAUGGACAGCCAGUACCCUUUCAGCAACCAAAACACUUCACAGGAGGAGUGAUGCGAUGGUACCAAGUGGAAGGCAUGGAAUGGCUUAGGAUGCUUUGGGAAAAUGGAAUUAAUGGCAUUUUAGCAGAUGAAAUGGGAUUGGGAAAGACAGUUCAAUGCAUUGCUACAAUUGCAUUGAUGAUUCAGAGAGGAGUACCUGGACCUUUUCUCGUCUGUGGCCCUUUGUCUACACUUCCUAACUGGAUGGCUGAAUUCCAAAGAUUUACACCAGAAAUUCCUACUAUGUUAUAUCAUGGGACCCAGCAAGAACGUCGAAAAUUGGUAAAGCAUAUUCACAAACGGAAAGGGACAUUGCAGAUUCAUCCUGUGGUGAUCACUUCAUUUGAGAUAGCCAUGAGAGACCGAAAUGCAUUACAGAAUUGCUACUGGAAAUACUUAAUAGUAGAUGAAGGACACAGGAUUAAGAACAUGAAGUGCCGCCUAAUCAGGGAGUUAAAACGAUUCAAUGCAGAUAACAAGCUUCUUUUGACUGGUACUCCUUUGCAAAACAACUUAUCAGAGCUUUGGUCAUUGCUGAACUUUUUGUUGCCAGAUGUAUUUGAUGACUUGAAAAGCUUUGAAUCUUGGUUUGAUAUCACUAGUCUGUCUGAAACUGCUGAAGAUAUUAUUGCUAAAGAAAGAGAACAGAAUGUAUUGCAUAUGCUGCACCAGAUUUUAACACCUUUCUUAUUGAGAAGACUAAAAUCUGAUGUUGCCCUUGAAGUUCCUCCUAAACGAGAAGUAGUUGUUUAUGCACCACUUUCAAAGAAACAAGAGAUCUUUUACACAGCCAUUGUGAACCGUACAAUUGCAAACAUGUUUGGAUCCAGCGAGAAAGAAACAGUUGAGCUGAGUCCCACUGGACGACCAAAACGGCGAACGAGAAAGUCAAUAGAUUACAGCAAAAUAGAUGAUUUCCCUAAUGAAUUGGAAAAACUCAUCAGCCAAAUACAGCCAGAGGUAGACCGAGAAAGAGCUGUUGUGGAAACAAAUAUCCCUAUAGAAUCUGAAGUUAAUCUGAAGCUGCAGAAUAUAAUGAUGCUACUUCGUAAGUGCUGUAAUCAUCCAUAUUUGAUUGAGUACCCUAUAGACCCGGUCACUCAAGAGUUUAAGAUUGAUGAAGAGUUGGUAACAAAUUCUGGGAAAUUCUUAAUUUUGGAUCGAAUGCUGCCAGAACUAAAAACCAGAGGUCAUAAGGUGCUGCUUUUUUCACAAAUGACAAGAAUGUUGGACAUUUUGAUGGAUUAUUGUCACUUUAGAAAUUUCAACUUUAGCAGGCUUGAUGGAUCCAUGUCUUAUUCAGAGAGAGAAAAAAAUAUGCACAGCUUCAACACAGAUCCAGAUGUGUUUAUCUUUUUAGUGAGUACACGAGCUGGUGGUCUGGGCAUUAAUUUGACUGCAGCAGAUACUGUUAUCAUUUAUGAUAGUGAUUGGAACCCCCAGUCUGAUCUUCAGGCCCAGGAUAGAUGUCAUAGAAUUGGUCAGACAAAGCCAGUUGUUGUAUAUCGUCUUGUUACAGCAAAUACUAUUGAUCAGAAAAUUGUGGAAAGAGCAGCUGCUAAAAGAAAACUGGAAAAGUUGAUCAUCCACAAAAAUCAUUUCAAAGGUGGUCAAUCUGGAUUAAAUCAAUCUAAGAACUUUUUAGACCCUAAGGAAUUAAUGGAAUUAUUAAAAUCUAGAGAUUAUGAAAGGGAAGUAAAAGGAUCAAGAGAGAAGGUCAUUAGUGAUAAAGAUCUGGAGUUGUUGUUAGAUCGAAGUGAUCUCCUUGAUCAGAUGAAUGCCUCAGGACCAAUUAAAGAGAAGAUGGGGAUUUUCAAGAUACUAGAAAAUUCUGAAGAUUCCAGUCCUGAAUGUUUGUUUUAAAUUGGAGCUAAAAGAAUGCCUUUAAAAAGUUCUUGUUUACAUCUAGUGAUCUGUAUUGGUGUUAAAAUCCCAAUUUUUCACUCUACUUCUUUGAUUAUAUCAGUUUACAUAAUAUAACUUGUACCAUUGCAUAAGUUUCUGAGCCUUAUUAAGAGCAAAGACAUAUUCAUAGUAAGUUUCAGUUAAUUUUUCAGACUCGAUAGUACUCUUGGGUAUAGGCUGAUGUGUCUGUCCUUAACCACUGCCAGAUUUAUACAGUCUUCCUGUGGAAGUUUAAUGUCUUUCCCCCACCCUCCUUUUUAGCAGUACAGUUCAUGGGUUUUUGGUACUUCAGUUAUGGAGUAGGCUUUGGAUGGGGGAAAGAUUGGGAUUAUACUGUCUAUUGUUUAAAUAAGAAAUGGUUUGAUUUUUAGGGUCUCUUUCUAUAAGAUAGUUUGCCAAAUAAAUGUUUGUUACAAGAUGA